UGACAGCUGUCACAUCACAGGCUUCAAUCAAUUAUUUGCAAAAAGAAAAAACUAAUCCAGACAAAAUUGUUUGUUUUAAUUUAUGUCAAAAAUGAAUAGUUAUUCAUUUCUAUUCCUUGUUCAAUUGGUAACUUUCUAAAUAGAUAUAACAUCGGUGUAUAAACAUACAAUAUCGUUUUUUCGGCUGGAGGUGGCGGGCGCCGCUAUUCGCCGCAUUGAUGUUAUAGGUUAUACGUAAUAGCAAAAGCUCAAUUAUUGAGUCUAACCUGAAACCUCUUAUCUGACAUUUUGUUUAUUGAGAAUAACAAAAUGGGUCCUCGCGGGUUUUUUAAAAUAUACCAAGAUUUACUGGUUAGAAGGCCAUAUUUCGUUCAAGCAGUACAAACUGGUGUGCUGAUGGCAGCAGGUGAUGUAAUUUCCCAGAGUGCAGUUGAAAAAACACCAUUAACUUCUAUAGAUGUCGCAAGGACUCUUCGAUUUUCAUCAAUAGGCUUUUUUGUGGUUGGUCCAGUAAUGCGUUUCUGGUAUGGAAUAUUAGCCAAACACAUAGGCAGGACUGGCAAAACUGUAGCUCUUAAAAAAGUCUUUUUUGAUCAGGUUUUCUUUGCACCUUGCAUAUUAUGUGUAAUUCUUAUUGCAAUAGCAGUUUUAAAAGGCAAAAAUGUUGAAGCAGUAAAAGAAGAAUUAAAACUUAAUUAUUUGGAUGUAUUGAUAACAAGUUAUACCAUUUGGCCAUUUGUACAGAUAUUCAACUUUUACUUUGUUCCCCUUCAUUACCAAGUUUUAUUAGUUCAAACAGUUGCUUUGUUCUGGAAUACUUAUUUGUCCUGGAAAACACAAAGGAAAAGGAUGCUUGAGAAAAUUAAGAAAUUGGAAUAAGGGGCUCAUCAUCAUCAACAUAAAAUGACAGAUCUGUGUAAACUUGGUUUAAAUAACUUCUAUACAUGGUAAAAAUAAGUAGAACCAUGAAAUUAAUUAAUCAGAUCCCUUGAUAAAUGUGCACAAGGGUUAUGUAGUAUCAUGUAGAAUUCCACCAAGUGGAAACAAAAAAUGAUGUUUUUGUAGUGAUAGUGAAAAGAAUAUUAAUUUUGUGAACAAAAUACCAAAUAACUAGCCUAACAUUGCAAGUAGAGAAAUUCAACAUCAAAAGCAUGAAAAUAUUCGAAUUCAGGGUAUUUUUACGGGUCAUAAACAUAAGUAAAAGUAAUUUAAACUCUUAAUUAACAAAAAAAAGGAAAACAUCUAAUUUAUUGCAUACAGUAUGUAUAACUUCGUUGACAUUUGCGAAUAUCAUAAGAAAUUUUACUUACAAAUAUAUAGAAAUAGUUGUGUGAAGCUUUAGAGAUAUAAGUUUAUAAUUACUACUCUUUGUCUUGGCUUUUUGUACUUUUUUCUGUCAUUCAUGAAGUCUAUACACCUACAUUGGAUGCAAGAUAGUGAUACGCUAGUAAUGUGUUUUAAAUAAAAAAACACUGCCUUGUUGGCCUCUGAUUGAUUGUGUGGGCAGUAAUCCCCCAAAAAUUUGCAACACAGUAACUGUAUAGUAUUGGGGGAAAAUAAUGUCAACCUUUCAUUAAAAGUAGAAACAAAAAGUCUGCUUGCAAUAAAAAUGUACUAUCAAUCUACUUCAUCAAGUUGGUGGCCAGGUCAAAAAACGAAGAUUAAAAGGAAUAUGGAAGACCCUGCCCCGAAAUAUAUCAGAAAGGAAAUAACUUGAAACACCAGUAAUUUUUAAACGAAAAAGAUAACAAGACAACCGAAGAUGGAUCUAGUAAGUUAAAUAUCUGCACACUAGAUGUCAUCAGAGGUACUCUGCCUUAUUUGUCAAAAUCCGACAGAAUCACAAGUUAGAAGUGAAUUGAAAACCACAAAACGAAGAAAUAAGUUGUCACUACAGAAUUUGAGAAGCAAACAAACAACUAACUUUGUAAACCCGAGUACACAGCAAUGUAAAAUGUCUCCAUCAAUAGAAUCUCCAGCUUUCACAAGUCAAAUAUAUUAGUAUGCUUUA
Trichoplusia ni (cabbage looper) is the source of this 2011-nucleotide messenger RNA. RefSeq names its product protein Mpv17 (gene Mpv17). NCBI's taxonomy places the organism in Eukaryota, Metazoa, Arthropoda, Insecta, Lepidoptera, Noctuidae. Gene Ontology annotation, cellular component: membrane; cytoplasm. The transcript has 2 exons. The record is from RefSeq and is a predicted model, not a curated record. The coding region runs from base 310 to 879 and encodes 189 amino acids.